Molecule: messenger RNA, 1333 nt
Organism: Aplosporella prunicola CBS 121167
Lineage: Eukaryota; Fungi; Ascomycota; Dothideomycetes; Botryosphaeriales; Aplosporellaceae
Exons: 2
Coding region: 82-1008 (308 amino acids)
Source: RefSeq, a predicted model, not a curated record
CUCGACCGCCGCUAAGGGUCUUGUACAUAUCCGCAUCGCGCAUCACUUUUCGCGACUUGGGAUCAACAGACCAUUGGAACCAUGGCAACUCUCCCGAGAGGUGCUAACAGCCUUCAGCACCAAAUAUUCUUCCGGCAACUGCCCAAUUUCCGAGCCGCCGCCCUUCAAUGUCGAAUCACCAGCCCGUCUACGCUUCGCUGCUUCACAUCCUCCACGGGCCUCGGCGCCGCGGCAGCACGCAAACCUGUUCCUAAGCCAACCGUAACCGCGUCGCCCAAGGCGCCCGUUACCAUCAAACCGUAUGCGGUCAAAGAACGCAGUCCCGAGGGCGCUUCCGGGUCCAUCGUCGACCGUCUCGCUGCCCACGCAGAGCCUUUGCUUCUAUACCAAUCGCCCUCUCAAGCUGGUUUUCGCACAGUGGCAUACUCUGCAGCGUUCGCAUGCUUUGGUUCAGCUGCUCUUACCUACAAGUUCUUGUACCUAAACCUGCCGCCAGAUGUCGCGCCCUGGGUGGGCGCGGGCUUCGGUGUAAUUGCCAUUUUUUGGUCAGGGUUUGGAACAUUUUUGCUUGCGGCACCGGAUAAAAUGGUCAGGACAAUCAAGGCUCUCCCAAAGACGGGAAGCAAUGCGCGAAACGUGAUGUUGAGGGUGGAGGUUUCGCAUAUGCCCAUACUCAAGAACCGGAUAAUCGACGUUCCGGCUUUACAAAUCACAGCGGAUAACCCCAUAGGCGAGGUGACAUUCGAGGUUCAAGCGAUUAAUCAAAGUUUCGCUGAGGCCAAGAAAGCGGCGGGUGCUAACGAUCCGUUGGUACUGAAGCCGUUCUUUGCGACCGGCAGAUUCAUCAACAGGGCGUUGUACUCUUUGAUGAAUUACACGAAGAUGGUGCUUAUGAGGCAAGGUUUUGUGCGGCUCCAAAUCCAGGACAAGGGUAGAUUCAAGGUUGAUACGCGGGGAUGGGUCUUGGGAGAUGGAAAGCUUCUCGACCAGGUGAUCAGGCCACGAUAGAGGCUUUGCUCAAAGUGUCCGUCUAGUCAACACUGCGCUAGGUAUUCAGAGGAAAUGGCUGCCAAUGUGGUACGAUCGCUUGUACGGGAAGCGCUGUCAGAUAUGAUCCUCUUGGGGUUUUAAACGCCACGGAAAGUACUGCGUAACUGUGGUAUACUUUUAUCAGUGGUGAAGCGGCUUGAAACGAACAUGGCUUCACGCAGGAGUUAGGCCUGCUGGAACAUUUGGGUGUUGACACUAUUAGAAUUGAGUAAAGGGCUGUAUAUAUACUUGUAUUUCCUGAUAAGAAGACUCACAAGCGAAAAGAAACAGCAUUUUGAAUCCG